CAAAAAUGUGAAAAAGAAGAAAAGAAGAAGAAAAAAGAAAUUAUAAUAAUUACAAGAAGAAAAGGGAAAGAGAAGAAAAAGAAGAGAUAGAGAAGGAGAAUUGGCAAGAAACGACAGAUACCAAAAGCAACAAAAUGCAAAGGCAGAAGGCGAAGGAUCACAGGAUAGUCGGGACAAGCAAGCGAGCAGGAAAGCAAGGAAAAAAGCAAGCGAGAAAGCAAGCAAUCAAGAAAACAAACCAUCAAACAAGUGAGAAAUCAAGCAAACAAGAAAACAAAUUAACAAGCAAGCAAGAAAACAAGCAUGGAAACAAGCAAGGAAACAAGCAAUAAAUCAAGCAAGCAAGGAAUCAAACAGGGACAAUAGCGGCCCAACAGAGGCGAGCUCAGCGCUCUGUCCCGACCCGCGCGCUCAGUAGCUCAGAGUGAGGGGAAGAGACAGCACGCUUUUUCGCUGCUCCGUCGGUCGGUCGGUGGGUAAUGUCCUAACCUAAGCAGCCUUAUUCCGUCCCCUAAUGGAGAGCAGAACUACAAGCGGUUAGUGGCAACGGCAGUGUAGUUAAGACACUGGAAGCCGCUGGGAAAUGAUACAUGAAAAUAGAUUAAAUAAAAGAUAAUUACCAUAUAUUGGGUUUGUGAAUGUGUGAGACCCUGUGAAUACAAGUGAAGAAACGAUGAAAUCUUGUAGAGAAGAUUAGUCGCAGCAAAAUUCCCGACAUUUUUUCCCCUUCGCUAACCGAGAAGAUAAGGCCUGGACUCGAAGGACGGAAAAUUUCAACCUCAGUCCAGUGUUUUCUCUCAGCCAAACGACACGGUUGUCGUGGCUGCUCGCCUGCCUGGUAUUCACCGAGGGUCCUUAGCCAGGCAGGAAGGCAGGCAGGCAGAGAACACGAAGGACGGACGCCAAGGAACUUCUGGUGGUUCCUUCAAACCCACCUGGAGCUCCUUCGUGUCCUAAGGGCCUCCUCCUCCACCACUAUGAGGAACUUUGUCUACUACACUGUGAUGGGUCCUUGUAAAUGGGUUCAGCUCUCCUUGCAUCUGAUACGUGGCAGAUCCUACAACUUGUUCGAGAAUGAGGACGGCAGCGACGUCAUCCUGAUGGUGGGCGACGAGGGGUAUCGAGAGAGGGUCCCCGCCCACUCCUGGGUCCUUUCCGCCGAGAACCCGUACUUCCGGGCCAUGUUCCAGGGGCCCCUCGCCGACAGGCACAAGAAGACCUACGACAUCCCCAAUGACCCGAAGGGCUUUCAGAACCUGCUGAAAUGGUUAUACCGUCACGAGUGUGGAAUCCAGAGCAUUGACAGUGCACUCAUCACUCUCCAAGUUGCCAUACAGUAUCUCUGCCCAGAAUUAGCUGAGCUGUGUGUGGAGUACAUUGGGAAGCACUUGACUGUUGGGAAUGUCCUCAAGGUGCUACAGUACACUUGGCGUUACUGUCCCUCACAACAGUGCUCCGAUCAGAGUCAAGCAAACCUCGACCCCUCGACUGCCCCGUCUGCACCCAGUCUAGAGGCCCUGGAAGGAACCUCCAAGCCAGAAACAAACAGUUAUGGUGCCAGUGACCCCAAGCCACACCAACCAUCAUCGCAGCACACCAUCCACAGUAUGUCGCAGUUACAAGAUAUCAUGGAUGACUCGGAGUUUCAGGAUCCAACUGCCUGUUGUAGUGAUUUAUUCAAUGUCUGUCUAGAUGUAGUUGACAGAGGAACUCAGUCAGUCCUCAGUACAGAAUUCUUAGAGGAACUUGACUCCACUACCUUUCAGCUCAUCCUAAAGAGAUCCACACUAAAUGUGCCCAAUGAACUGAAGGUGUUCCAGGCACUGCAACGGUGGUCAACAGCAGAGUGCAAGCGCCGCAUGCUCCCCCUCACCCCUGACAACAGAAGAGCUGUGCUUGGCAAUCUUUUGUACCAUGUACGAUUUUUAUGUAUGAACAAUGAGCAACUGCAACAGACUACAAGCCUAUUAACUGCAGAUGAGUUUAAUUAUUUAGCUGCUCGCAUCUCUGGUCACAACCCAGUGAAAGUGCCACCCACCCUCUCUCCGUACUUAGUAACAAUGUCAACACCUCGCUGCCAUAAGCCCUUGGGGUUACUUCAGUCAGGCUCAAGUAGUACAGAUGGCAAGAGCAAGAAAAAGAACAGCAGUGGCAAGAAAAAGUACACUAAGAAGGAGCUUGUGUUGGACGUUGUAUCUUGUCUGGCAGUUUUGUUUGAUUAGGUUUAGUUACCCAUGGCUUCUCAGUCACAAAGAUUUCUAUUCUUAAAAAUUGUUCUCAACUGUCUUCAAUUCAACAAAAGUUUAUUAACCUCUGUGAGGCAUCUCUCUUUUUUGUUUUAGAUUUUCAAUGGAAGUUUACUUAUUGUUUCACUGUAAUUCUUAUUGACACAAAAUUGCUAUUUGUUAAAGAGUUCAACCACUGUUAUAAUUCCUUUGACCCGGUAGACAACAGGUGAACAGAUUCUAUUGUUGUAGCGAGUGAAAUUUAUUUGAUUUGAUAAGAGACAUUUUAUUGUAUAGAUGUUAAUUCCUUCAUAAUUUUAUACAUAGGAAUAAUUUUCAAAAUGACUCGUCCUAAGAUGGGCAGUCAUCUUGACAGUAUAACAGAAAAUGGAAUAUGAGGCACUUCAGAGAAUGUGCUUUUUGUGUGAUUAAGAAAAGGAAAGAAUAAUUAUAUAUAUGAAUAUAAAAAGUUGCCUUAACUUAAAACUUGUUAGAUGUUCUGUGUGACUAAAGAAAAAAAAUAAAAAAACUUUUUUCUUUUAUGUAUCAUACUGCUUCUCUCUGUAUAAUCUAUUGAUAUGUUGUAUUGUGUUGACAGUUCAUAGUCUAGUCAUUUUUUUUAUACACACCAAGGGGUGGUAGCAAGACAAGCAAAGCUCAAGGGUUAGAUCCAUCAAGGAAAAGAAAAAGCUUCUGUUCAUUAAUCAGUAACACAAUCUGUUUACAAUGCGUUUAUAAUCCUAAGGUCACAAUGCUUUUUCUAUAAAGAUCAUUAUCUUAAUAUGUCUUUGCCAGUUGUAAUACAAGGCUUUGUGAACCCUUAACCCAAAAAAAAUAAAAUAAUAAAUAAAAAAAUAAAAAAAAUUUAAUAAUAAUAAUAAUAAUAAUAAUAAUAAUAAUAAAAAUGAGAAAGAAACACUAAAUAACAAUGAAGCUACACUCUUUCCUUGAUUCCUAACAACUCUCUCACGCUUUUUGCAAAUUUACCGCCACCUCAUUUGGAUGAAAUCCUGGUGAAUGAUUAACUGGGCUGGCACUGUGGAUUAUUUGUGUGCCGCUCGUGUAAAAAACUGAUACAUAUUUUUAAGUGUGAAAAUUCUCAUAAAUAUUUAUAGUUGAUAUAAGUUACUGUAUUUAAUUUUUUUCCUUUUUUAUCUACUUCUCAUGAAUGUGUAUGAAAUUCUAGCAGAUAUACCAAAUAAGGCAUGGAAUGUAUAGAGUAUUGUUUACUUAGUUGCCUAAGAAUUUGUGUACAUUUUAUACAGCCCUGUAUGAAUGUAUGUGCAGGUGGAUAAUUUCAAGUGUUAAACUGGACACUAUAUUCAAUCAAGAACAGGCAUAUGUCUCAUGCUCUAAAAAUAAAUUUACAACGAGAUAACUGCAUCUGGUAUUCUACUUCGUAUCAAAUGAUGUGCGUACAGAUAUGCACAGAAACACACAUUACACAUUUAUUCACUUAUUUUGUAUUUCAACAAGAAUCAAUAAUAAUAAUAAUAAUAAUAAUAAUAAUAAUAAUAAAAAAAAGCUUGCUAAAUACAUGCAUGAAAGAACUUUUUAUGGGAAAAAUUCUUUGAACUCUAUAUUUUGCUGCCUUAUUACCUUUUUUUAAACAUGCAAUUUCUAUCUUGUAAAAAUAUUGAUGUUAAUUUGUAUGCAUUUGUAGUUUGAAUACUGUAAGGUUAUAUAGUAUAGUUAUGUCUGCUGUCAUUCUGCCUUGACAGCAUUUCAAAAGUGACUCUCUCUCUCUCUCUCUUUUUUUCUCUCUCUCUCUCUCUCUCUCUCUCUCUCUCUCUCUCUCUCUCUCUCUCUCUCUCUCUCUCUCUCUCUCUCUCUCUCUCUCCUCAACCAAAUAUUAUUUUCAUGGCACAAGUUCUUGAAGAAUAAAUAAAACAAUUACUUUUUUCACAAAAUACAAAGUCUUCCUAGUAAUUUGGUUUCAUGCAUAUUGCUCAAUUUUAAUUUUCAAUUUUCAACUUUCAAAAGUGCUCAGUGAUGCAAAACAAUGCAAAUUUUGCUCUUGAUUUUAAUUCUCUCUCUCUCUCUCUCUCUCUCUCUCUCUCUCUCUCUCUCUCUCUCUCUCUCUCUCUCUCUCUCUCUCUCUCUCUCUCUCUCUCUCUCUCUCUCUCUCUCUUUCUAAAAAAGUCUGUUAUAAUAAAUAUGUGGAUAACUAGUACAAUAUCAUAACAUUUUCCAUUCAAUCUGAGUUCACUUUCUUCACCUUUCAUCUCUAUUGUAAUGUUAAGAGAUUAUCCAGUUAAUCAAAAAACUGCUCUGCUCAGCAGUAUUCUAAUAAUGACAAAACCAGUAAUUUAGGAUAUACUCAUAAGUGUCUAUCAAGGAAAUUCCAUAUGCACUGAAUAGUUAACCAAAGAAUUAAUAUGACAUGAUUCUUGAUAUCAAGGCUUUCAACAUGGUAAAAAUAAAAAUGUUGGUAUAAAAAUAAAAGAAAUUAAAAUUUGAAGAAAAUUGUUAUUGGCUAAAAUUCUGUUUGCAUAAGAUGAACAAUUGUAAUUAAAAUAACAUAUUGUAGGUCUUUUGGGUCUUUUGGUGCAACAGACAUAAAUAAUAUGUACAAUAUUAAAGAUGAAAGGGAAGAUAACAAGAAUAAAUUAUGUGGUCAAAUGGAAUGAUUCUAAAGCCAAAUUAUCUCAAGCAUUUUUCUCUACAUAUUUUACUAAAAGACUGACUAAAAUUACAACAUGUACUUAAAGCAAAUAAGGAACCUAUUGAAAACAAAAAAGCUAAUGCAACAUCAAUGAUACAGAUAUAAAACGAUAAUCUUUUACAAGCUUGGCAGUCACAUUCUUAAAUUUUAAAAGUAAACUCCAAUUUGGAAUACCAGCUGUUGUUCUAUAGUUUAUUUUUGGUUGGGAGUUUCUUAAUGUUAAUGAUAAGCUUUGUUGAUGUUGUAUGUACAUGACACAGACAACCAAAGGGAGGCAAUAUCGACUAGUUCUUUUAGUAACGAUUAGUGCUGUUCAUGUUGAAAAGGUACUCCAAUGCUAUUAUCACGCUCAGGUCUUGUGUUUGUGCUUCUCAAUAACAUGUUUAGGAGAAACAUUUAUCGUAGAGGUUUAAACUUCAAUAUUUUCCAAGUCUACUUUUGAUGUAGCAAUGUUUGACACUGUGAAUGAAAACCUGAGUUUGGGUCUGUAUGCCAAUUUCAAAGUGACUAGAAAAUACCUUUUCUAAUUUUUUUUUUUUUUUUUUUAUAGGAAUUUUUACAAGUGUACAGAAAAGGAGAAAAAAAUAUUGUCACCAUAAAUAAAUCAGGAUAAAUGAC
This is a messenger RNA of Penaeus chinensis, 5508 nucleotides long. RefSeq names its product BTB/POZ domain-containing protein 6-A-like. The record is from RefSeq and is a predicted model, not a curated record. The transcript has 4 exons. Gene Ontology annotation, molecular function: protein binding. Bases 978 to 2222 code for a protein of 414 amino acids. NCBI's taxonomy places the organism in Eukaryota, Metazoa, Arthropoda, Malacostraca, Decapoda, Penaeidae. Gene Ontology annotation, cellular component: cytosol; P-body. Gene Ontology annotation, biological process: neurogenesis.